AGGGGAUCAUAUCCUAUAAAGUUGUUGAUGGCGUUAUUGAAUUUUUCUCCGUAGGACCCUCAUGGUGCACCCUCGUGCACGCAUGUUUCAAAUAAAUCCAGAAACAAACUACACUCUUCAUUUGCUGACUUCACCACUCCCACUUUUCCUCCACUCAUCCUAAACAAACAUGAACUCUAUGAUAAUUGUUUCUGCAAUUUUUCUGGCACUCUUUGCCAUCAUCUUCACCUCAUAUAAUCCACAAAAUUUCUUUUCACCGGUUCCCAUUCCUGGAUCGAAGAAUAGUCUCCAUGCUGCUAAGUUACUCGAUCUCACCGGAGCCGUCGGGCCGGAGAGUCUUGUUUUUGAUAGUAAUGGUGAUGGGCCGUACACCGGCGUGGCGGAUGGUCGGAUUUUAAAAUGGGAAGGAGAGGAACGUGGUUGGACUGAAUUUGCUGUCACCAGCUCCAAUAGGUCGGACUGUGUGCGUCCAUUCGCACCAGAGUUGGAGCAUGUUUGUGGGAGGCCACUAGGACUAAAGUUUGAUAAGAAAAAUGGAGAUUUGUAUAUGGCUGAUGCCUACCUUGGCCUCAACGUCGUAGGACCUGCAGGGGGUUUGGCCACUCAGGUAGCAACAGAAGCUGAAGGCCUGCCCUUUCACUUCACCAAUGACUUGGAUAUCAGUGAAGAUGAAGAUGUGAUUUACUUUACUGAUUCAAGCUCAGUUUAUCAGAGAAGGCAACAUAUGCUUGUAACUCUUAGUGGAGACAAGACUGGACGGUUAAUGAAAUACGAUAAGUCGAGUAAAGAAGUAAAGGUCUUAUUAAGUGGCCUUUUUUUUCCCAAUGGUGUUGCUUUAAGCAAAGAUGGUUCAUUUCUUCUGGUAGCCGAAACCUCGAUUAGCAGGAUUCUGAGGCUUUGGCUUAAUGGACCUAAUGUUGGCCAAAUCGAUACUUUUGCUGUUCUUCCAGGUUUUCCCGACAAUAUAAGGAGAAAUUCAGAAGGGCACUUUUGGGUUGCUUUGCAUUCCAAAAAAACUCCUUUUACGAAGUGGAUAUCUUCUAAUCUAUGGGCUCGUAAAGCAUUGUUAAAGCUUAGAAACUUCAAGCGGUUGCAAGCGUUGUUGGCGACAAAGCCUCAUGCUGCAGCUAUAAAGCUGAGUGAUGAAGGGGAAAUAAUAGAAAGUCUGGAAGAUCGUGAAGGGAAGACCUUGAAGUUCAUCAGUGAAGUGGAAGAGAAAGAUGGAAAACUUUGGAUGGCCUCUGUCUUAAUGCCUUAUAUUGGUGUUUAUAGUUUAUGAGAAUGCAAUAUGUUAAUUAUAUUAGUAUUGAUAUUGCUGUUUCUAGCACUCAUCUUUGAAUUAUCUUUAGACUUAUUUGGAUUAACUUUUAACUUAGGAGAGUUAAUUAAGUUUCUAAUCCUGUCUUGCGAAAAAUUGCUAAUAAAGAUUGUUGAUGUUUGUUUAUGGAUUUAAA
Medicago truncatula (barrel medic) is the source of this 1454-nucleotide messenger RNA. Its product is annotated as protein STRICTOSIDINE SYNTHASE-LIKE 10. Bases 170 to 1279 code for a protein of 369 amino acids. The record is from RefSeq and is a predicted model, not a curated record. Gene Ontology annotation, molecular function: hydrolase activity. NCBI's taxonomy places the organism in Eukaryota, Viridiplantae, Streptophyta, Magnoliopsida, Fabales, Fabaceae. Gene Ontology annotation, cellular component: endomembrane system. The transcript has 3 exons.